Messenger RNA from Babesia bigemina, 1143 nucleotides. RefSeq names its product CwfJ C-terminus 1-like protein, putative. Lineage: Eukaryota; Apicomplexa; Aconoidasida; Piroplasmida; Babesiidae. The transcript is spliced from 3 exons. Gene Ontology annotation, biological process: mRNA splicing, via spliceosome. Gene Ontology annotation, molecular function: RNA binding; RNA lariat debranching enzyme activator activity. The record is from RefSeq and is a predicted model, not a curated record. The coding region runs from base 1 to 1143 and encodes 380 amino acids. Gene Ontology annotation, cellular component: post-mRNA release spliceosomal complex.
AUGUCUUCCGGCCAAGCUCCGGACUCUGCUCCGGCCUCGGAGGAGGCAGCCGGAACGGCUGAUUCAUCGCCAUCUGCUAAAGGAUGCAUCGUAAGAGUGUACAACAUUCCAGCUGAGAUCGACGAAUCGUCGUUGCAGGAGGUGAUGUCUCAUUUCGGCCGUGUCCGUCGUUGCCAGGUCAUGCUAGGUGAAAGUGCACAUUCCGCUGCCGAGGCGUUUGUACUGUUCAAGCGCCCUGAAGAGGCCGCCGCCGCAGUUCGCGCUGACGAGAAGUUGGAAUGCGGCGGUUGCACGCUUAAGAUAAGUCUCUGGCAGGGCGAGUUCCCCCCGGAGAAGCCUAGUGUCGCCAAGCGCGCAUCAUCCGGUGGUAACUCCGAUGCCUGCUGGUUUUGCCUGUCGAAUUCCGCCUGCGAGGAUCACAUGGUGGCCCUUGUAGCGGAUCACAGCUAUAUCGCAAUUGCCAAAGGGCCUCUCGCCCCUCUUCACAGCAUAGUGACGCCCAUUUACCACUACCCGAGUGCAGCUGCGGCCUCUCGUUCUGUAUUGGAAGAUAUGCAGCGGCUUAUCGACUGCCUGUUCGAUCAGUGUUUAAAAAGCGGUUCAGGCGCCAUUGCAUUCGAGCGGUACAUGCCAAUGCAAAAUCCCUGUGCGAUGCAUACGCAAAUACAGGUGAUUCCUGUGCCUCUCGACCGCGCCAUGGACGCUUUCAACUACGUGAACAGCUCGGAGCACUUUUGCGGCACCCGUGUAGAGCGCCUGGGUGCUGAGGAUCCGACGUCAAUCGCCUGCCUCGAGGGCAAGCUGGACGACAUUGAGCGAUCAUAUUUCUAUCUACAGGCGGUGGGUCGUGACAACGAGACGAAUCGGGGGUUUAUGCACUCUCACUGCCUUUGGACCCUGGGCCACCGCGGCGGCGGUCGCCGGAUUCCUAUCACAUUCGGUCGGGAGCUGAUUAUUCACCUGUUACCGGAUUCCGCAGCCGAUAACAUACCCUGCAAGAACAGCGAAUGGUCGUCGCUGGGUCGAUCUUGGCGUGAAAUGGCGUUGGACUGGCGCAACUGCUUAACUAGCCGAGAUUCCGAGGCGCAACUGUCUCGGGAUUUGACCGCAGCCAUCAUGGGCACUGACAAAGCGCAGAAAUAA